Molecule: messenger RNA, 3318 nt
Organism: Menidia menidia (Atlantic silverside)
Lineage: Eukaryota; Metazoa; Chordata; Actinopteri; Atheriniformes; Atherinopsidae
Source: the annotation of a GenBank genome assembly
AUGAAGACGUGUCAAUGGGUUUUAUCUCAAGCAACAAAUAUCGCAAAGGUCUACGUGGAAGAGAUGGAGAGCUUGGCGUCAUGGUGCAAUGAAAACGGCUUUCACCUGAACAUUGAAGCUCCGAGAAGCAGAAGGGGCUCGCAGCGCGAGCCCGCCAGGCACGAGCCCUCCUCCGGGAUGGCAGGAGCACGCGCCCCGCCUCGCGCCGCCCGCAGCCUGCUGCUGGUUCUGCUGGGGCUGCUGGCCGCCCGCACGCAGGUCACAUCGGCCUCCGGUCACUUCGAGCUGCAGAUCCUGUCCGUGCGGAACGCCAACGGUCAGCUGCAGACGGGCGCCUGCUGCGACGGGCCCCGGGAUCCGCCGGACGUCCGGUGCGCUGCCGGACGCUGCGACACGUACUUCCGGGUCUGCCUGAAGGAGUACCAGCUGAAGGUGUCCCCCGCCGGACCCUGCAGCUUCGGCGCCGCCUCCACGCCGGUGCUGGGCGGGAAUACGUUUUCCUUCACAAAUUCCAAGAGCAACGCGGCCAGGAUGGCGUUGCCCUUCAGCUUUGCGUGGCCGAGGUCGUAUUCGUUGAUCUUGGAAGCCUUGGACUUCAGCAACGACUCCUCCACUGGCAGUGUCGGAGGGGCGGUGAUCGAGAGAGCCUUCCACUCCGGGAUGAUCCACCCCAGCCGACAGUGGCGGAGCCUGGAGCACAACGGCGCCGCGGCCCAGCUCCACUUCCAGGUGCGCCUCAGCUGCGACGAGCACUACUACGGCUUCGGCUGCAACAAGUUCUGCCGGCCGCGCGACGACUUCUUCGGCCACCACGAGUGCGACCACAACGGCAACAAGACGUGCCUGGAGGGCUGGUCGGGGCCGGACUGCAACACGGCGAUGUGCAGACAGGGCUGCAGCACAGAACACGGAUCCUGCAAAGUCCCAGGAGAGUGCAAGUGUCUGUACGGCUGGCAAGGGGACUACUGCGACCAGUGUAUCCCCCAUCCUGGGUGUGUCCACGGCAGCUGUGUGGAGCCUUGGCAGUGUCUCUGUGACACCAACUACGGAGGACAACUGUGCGACAAAGACCUGAACACGUGUCGGACCCGGCAGCCGUGUUUGAAUGGAGGGACCUGCAGCAACACGGGGCCGGACAAAUACCACUGCUCCUGUCCCGAGGGCUUCUCCGGGGUCAGCUGUCAGAUAGCAGAGCACGCCUGCCUGUCCGGCCCCUGUUUGAAUGGAGGAAGCUGCUCAGAGAGCAGUCAGAGUUUCGAGUGCCGCUGUGCCCCCGGAUGGACUGGACCUUACUGCUCGGACAAUGUGGACGAGUGCCUGGGGAACCCCUGCAGUCACGGUGGAACCUGCCAGGACCUGGUUAACGGUUUCAAGUGCACCUGCCCCCCUCAGUGGACAGGAAAGACCUGCCUCAUCGAUGCUAACGAGUGCCAUGAUAACCCCUGUGUCAACGCCAAUUCCUGCAGAAACCUAAUUGGAGCUUACUUCUGUGAAUGCCUCCCUGGUUGGACGGGCCUGAACUGUGAUAUCAACAUCAACGACUGUCAUGACCAGUGUCAGAACGGAGCUGAGUGCAAGGACCUGGUGAGUGGUUACAAGUGCGUGUGCGCUCCAGGUUUCGGAGGGGAACACUGCGAGGAGGACUUGGACGAGUGUGGCAGUGAGCCGUGCCUCAAUGGGGGCCGUUGCCACGACGAGAUAAAUGGCUUCCACUGCCUCUGUCCUCCCGGUUUCUCCGGACAUCACUGUCAGUUGGACAUCGACUACUGCCUGAUCAGCCCCUGCCAAAAUGGGGGUCAGUGUUUCAACGUGGCAACAGACUACGUCUGCAGAUGUCCUGAGGACUACGAGGGAAAGAACUGCUCGCACCUGAAGGACCACUGCCGCACAACACCCUGCAAAGUGAUUGACAGCUGUACGGUGGCAGUGGCAUCCAACAGCACCCCGACGGGGGUGCGUUUGAUUUCGUCUCACGUGUGCGGGGCCCACGGCCGCUGUCUGAGUCACGCCGGGGAUAUCGAUGACUGCAGCUCCGCUCCCUGUCAGAAUCGGGGCAUAUGCCGAGAUCUCAUCAGUGACUUUUACUGUGAAUGUAACAACGGCUGGAAGGGAAAAACCUGUAGUUCAAGGGACAGUCAGUGUGACGAGAGGACGUGUAACAAUGGGGGGACCUGCCACGACGAAGGCAGCGCCUUUAGGUGCCUGUGCGCGGCCGGCUGGGAGGGAUCCAGCUGCAGCGUGGCAAAGAACAGCAGCUGCAUGCCCAACCCCUGCCAGAAUGGAGGAACCUGCGUGGUGGACGGAGUCUCCUUCAGUUGCAUCUGUAAGGAGGGCUGGGAAGGCCAAACCUGCAUCCACAAUACCAAUGACUGCAGUCCUCAUCCGUGUUACAACAGCGGCACCUGUAUUGACGGGGACAACUGGUAUCGGUGUGAAUGCGCUCCUGGAUUUGCCGGCCCCGACUGCAGAAUCAACAUCAAUGAGUGCCAGUCCUCCCCCUGCUCCUUCGGCUCCACCUGCAUCGACCAGAUCAACGCUUACCUCUGCGUCUGCCCUCCGGGAAGAACCGGCCCCCACUGCAAAGAGGUAGCCGGGAGGCCCUGUGUGCACGAGGGAUCGGUAGCUCUGGACGGGAGCAGUUGGUCCGAAGACUGUAACAGGUGCCAGUGUCACGACGGGAUGGCCGUCUGCACAACGCUUUGGUGCAAACCCAAACCCUGCAGCCUCCACAGUAAGACCCACGGCACCGAGUGUCCGGCCGGCGAGGCCUGCGUGGCGGCCCGCGGUGACCGCUGCUUCGUCCGGCCCUGCUCCGGCCGCGGCCAGUGCCGGGGCCCCGCCCACCCGGCGCCGGCCGGUUGCUACCCAGAGAGCGGCUGCGUCAACGUCACCUUCAGCUUCAACAAAGACGUCAUGGCAAAGGGCGUGACGGUGGAGCAGGUUUGUCGUGAGCUCCGAAGCCUCUACGCUGUCCAGAACCUCUCCUCCGACUCGUUACUCGCCAUGACCUGCGAGCCGUCGCUGGGGGCCGACAACGAGAUCCACGUUGCGAUUACGGCGGGCGACAGCGGCCGAGGCCUGGCCGUCGUCAAGGAAACGACGGAGCGGAUCACGGAGGCCGUCGGCAAGCGGAGCGCCAGCAGCAGCAUCGUCCGCGCCAUCGUGGAGCCGAGGAGGUCCCCUCCCAAAGGCUCCUCAGCCUGGCAGGGAGCGGAGCUAGCAGGUCCACGCCCCACGAGAAGGGGGUUCCCCACUGCGGCCGUGCGAAGGUGGAUCGGGCCUCACCACCCUGGCUACAACCCAGGCAAGGGAGUCUAG